AUGAAGAUCACAGCCACCUUGGCAAUCCUUUCUCUAGCAAAUUGUUGCUUCUUUUCAGCCAGCGGCAUGGAAAAGCCCCAAGAGAGCCAUAACGGCUUCUUGGAGCCGGGCGGCCCGGCCGAGCUGGAGGUAGUUCUUAAUACUUUAUUAAAUUAUUUUUCAGGUGCUGAUUAUCUAAGCUGGAAGGAUAUAUGCAGUAAACAUCCUCCACCAAAGAAGGGUGAGCCAAUUAUGUGCACAAUGGAGUUUGAUCCUAUCUGUGGUAGUGAUGGCCAAACGUACGGCAACAAGUGUCUUUUUUGUGCUGCCAGAUGGAAAAGUGGAGGCACUCUAACGAUACGGUAUAGAGGUGAAUGUAAAGAGGAUAUAAUAUGCAAUAAAUAUCCUCCACCAAACAAGGGUGAGACAGUUCUGUGCACAAAGGACUAUCAUCCUAUCUGUGGUAGUGAUGGCCAUACAUACGGCAAUGAGUGUCUUUUUUGUGCUGCCAGAUGGAAGAGUGGAGGCACUCUAACAAUACGGUAUAGGGGUCAGUGUAAAGAGGAGGCUUUAUGCAGCAAAUAUCCCAUACCAACGAAGGGUGAGCCUAUUUGGUGCACAGAGGAAUACGAUCCUAUCUGUGGUAGUGAUGGUGACAUACACAGCAACAAAUGUUAUUUUUGUGUUGCCUGGAGAAAAAGUGGAGGCACUCUUACCAUACGUCCUACACAUGAAUGUAAACGAAAGAGCUCCGAACCACUCUUUUACAAGAUGGUCACUAUGUUUGUUGAGCAAGAGUAUGGAGAGAUGGGGAACCUGCUAGUCGCUUUCCCCCACCCGCAGCAAAGCCGGCAAAGGGAAGCCCCGCCUCCAAGCAAGAGUCGCCUGUCAAGGUUUAGCUUUGAACGCUAUAGGAAGUGGCGCAUCCGCCACACAGCAAAUGGCUACGGACUGAACGAGAGGGGCGGCAAUGGGGUGCUGACCAAAGGGCUAGAUGCCUCGCUCCACGCGUCAACCGGAAGUGAAGGCGGGCAGCCCACGUUGGUUUGCGUUCGUAUCUCUUUGGAGGCCGGGCUCGGAAGGCCCCGGAAGCGGCCGGUGACGGAGCGGAAGCGGAAGCGCUGUGCAGCUCUGGGAGGAAGCGUCUCCGGUCGGAGCGGCGCCUCUCCUCACAGCCCCCAUCACAAGAGGCCGGCUGUCGUAGGCAGGCCAGCUCUUGCAAUAUUAUUUGAGAUACAGUGA
Molecule: messenger RNA, 1221 nt
Organism: Euleptes europaea (tarantolino)
Lineage: Eukaryota; Metazoa; Chordata; Lepidosauria; Squamata; Sphaerodactylidae
Product: serine protease inhibitor Kazal-type 5-like
Exons: 13
Coding region: 1-1221 (406 amino acids)
Molecular function (GO): serine-type endopeptidase inhibitor activity; protein binding
Source: RefSeq, a predicted model, not a curated record